GCUGUUCCCUGGUGUGUCUGCUCCUCUGGGCUCUGUCCCAGCAGCCACAAUGAGUUCCACACUCCACUCGGUUUUCUUCACUCUGAAGGUCAGCAUCCUGCUGGGGUCUCUGCUGGGGCUCUGCCUGGGCCUUGAGUUCAUGGGCCUCCCCAACCAGUGGGCCCGCUACCUCCGCUGGGAUGCCAGCACGCGCAGCGACCUGAGUUUCCAGUUCAAGACCAACGUCUCCACGGGUCUGCUCCUCUACCUGGAUGAUGGCGGCGUCUGCGACUUCCUAUGCCUCUCCCUGGUGGAUGGCCGCGUUCAGCUCCGCUUCAGCAUGGACUGUGCCGAGACUGCCGUGCUGUCCAACAAGCAGGUGAAUGACAGCAGCUGGCACUUCCUCAUGGUGAGCCGCGACCGCCUGCGCACGGUGCUGAUGCUUGACGGCGAGGGCCAGUCUGGGGAGCUGCAGCCCCAGCGGCCCUACAUGGAUGUGGUCAGUGACUUGUUCCUUGGUGGAGUCCCUGCUGACAUACGACCUUCUGCCCUGACCCUUGAUGGAGUACAGGCCAUGCCCGGCUUCAAGGGAUUAAUUCUGGAUCUCAAGUAUGGAAACUCGGAGCCUCGGCUUCUAGGGAGCCAGGGUGUCCAGUUGGAUGCCGAGGGACCCUGUGGUGAGCGUCCCUGUGAAAAUGGUGGGAUCUGCUUUCUCUUGGACGGCCACCCCACCUGUGACUGUUCUACCACUGGCUAUGGUGGCAAGCUCUGCUCAGAAGAAGACAAUCGACUAGAAGGCCUCUCCCACCUCAUGAUGAGUGAACAAGGUAGGAGUGAAGGGAGAGAGGAGAAUGUGGCCACUUUCCGAGGCUCAGAGUAUCUGUGCUACGACCUGUCUCAGAACCCGAUCCAGAGCAGCAGUGAUGAAAUCACCCUCUCCUUUAAGACCUGGCAGCGUAACGGCCUCAUCCUGCACACGGGCAAGUCGGCUGACUAUGUCAACCUGGCUCUGAAGGAUGGUGCGGUCUCCUUGGUCAUUAACUUGGGGUCCGGGGCCUUUGAGGCCAUUGUGGAGCCAGUGAAUGGAAAAUUCAAUGACAACGCCUGGCAUGAUGUCAAAGUGACACGCAACCUCCGGCAGCACUCAGGCAUCGGACACGCUAUGGUGACAAUCUCUGUGGAUGGCAUUCUUACCACGACGGGCUACACUCAAGAGGACUAUACCAUGCUGGGCUCGGACGACUUCUUCUACGUGGGAGGAAGCCCAAGUACUGCUGACUUGCCUGGCUCCCCUGUCAGCAACAACUUCAUGGGCUGCCUUAAAGAGGUUGUUUAUAAGAAUAAUGACAUCCGUCUGGAGCUGUCUCGCCUGGCCCGAAUUGGGGACACCAAGAUGAAAAUCUAUGGCGAAGUAGUAUUUAAGUGUGAGAAUGUGGCCACACUAGACCCCAUCAACUUCGAGACCCCAGAGGCUUACAUCAGCUUGCCCAAGUGGAACACUAAGCGUAUGGGCUCCAUCUCCUUUGACUUCCGUACCACUGAGCCCAAUGGCCUGAUCCUCUUCACUCAUGGAAAACCCCAAGAGAGGAAGGAUGCUCGGAGCCAAAAGAACACAAAAGUAGACUUCUUUGCUGUGGAACUCCUUGAUGGCAACCUGUACUUGCUGCUUGACAUGGGCUCUGGCACCAUCAAAGUGAAAGCCACUCAGAAGAAAGCCAAUGAUGGGGAAUGGUACCAUGUGGACAUUCAGCGAGAUGGCAGAUCAGGUACUAUAUCAGUGAACAGCAGACGCACGCCAUUCACCGCCAGUGGGGAGAGCGAGAUCCUGGACCUGGAAGGAGACAUGUACCUGGGAGGGCUGCCAGAGAACCGUGCUGGCCUUAUUCUCCCCACCGAGCUGUGGACUGCCAUGCUCAACUAUGGUUACGUGGGCUGCAUUCGCGACCUGUUCAUUGAUGGGCGCAGCAAGAACAUUCGACAGCUGGCAGAGAUGCAGAACGCUGCGGGUGUCAAGUCCUCCUGUUCACGGAUGAGCGCCAAGCAGUGUGACAGCUACCCCUGCAAGAACAAUGCUGUGUGCAAGGACGGCUGGAACCGCUUCAUCUGUGACUGCACCGGCACCGGAUACUGGGGAAGAACCUGCGAAAGGGAGGCAUCCAUCCUGAGUUAUGAUGGUAGCAUGUACAUGAAGAUCAUCAUGCCCAUGGUCAUGCAUACUGAGGCAGAGGAUGUGUCCUUCCGCUUCAUGUCCCAGCGAGCUUAUGGGCUGCUGGUGGCUACGACCUCCAGGGACUCUGCCGACACCCUGCGUCUGGAGCUGGAUGGGGGGCGUGUCAAGCUCAUGGUUAACUUAGACUGUAUCAGGAUAAACUGUAACUCCAGCAAAGGACCAGAGACCCUGUAUGCAGGGCAGAAGCUCAAUGACAAUGAGUGGCACACCGUUCGGGUGGUGCGGAGAGGAAAAAGCCUUAAGUUAACUGUGGAUGAUGAUGUGGCUGAGGGUACAAUGGUGGGAGACCAUACCCGUUUGGAGUUCCACAACAUUGAAACAGGAAUCAUGACUGAGAAACGUUACAUCUCCGUUGUCCCCUCCAGCUUCAUUGGCCAUCUGCAGAGCCUCAUGUUUAAUGGCCUUCUCUACAUUGACUUGUGCAAAAAUGGUGACAUUGAUUAUUGUGAGCUGAAGGCUCGUUUUGGACUGAGGAACAUCAUCGCCGACCCUGUCACCUUUAAGACCAAGAGCAGCUACCUGAGCCUUGCCACCCUUCAGGCUUAUACCUCCAUGCACCUCUUCUUCCAGUUCAAGACCACCUCACCAGAUGGCUUCAUUCUCUUCAAUAGUGGUGAUGGCAAUGACUUCAUUGCAGUUGAACUUGUAAAGGGGUAUAUACACUACGUUUUUGACCUCGGAAACGGUCCCAAUGUGAUCAAAGGCAACAGUGAUCGCCCCCUGAAUGACAACCAGUGGCACAAUGUCGUCAUCACUCGGGACAAUAGUAACACUCAUAGCCUGAAAGUGGACACCAAAGUGGUCACUCAGGUUAUCAAUGGUGCCAAAAACCUGGAUUUGAAAGGUGAUCUCUACAUGGCUGGUCUGGCCCAAGGCAUGUACAGCAACCUCCCAAAGCUUGUGGCCUCUCGAGAUGGGUUUCAGGGCUGUCUGGCAUCAGUGGACUUGAAUGGACGCCUGCCAGACCUCAUCAAUGAUGCCCUUCAUCGGAGCGGACAGAUCGAGCGUGGCUGUGAAGGACCCAGUACCACCUGCCAGGAAGAUUCAUGUGCCAACCAGGGGGUCUGCAUGCAACAAUGGGAGGGCUUCACCUGUGAUUGUUCUAUGACCUCAUAUUCCGGAAACCAGUGCAAUGAUCUGCUGCUUCUGGUUCAUGGGUUUAGUUCUGACUUCAUGAAGGUGCUUCUAGCACUGGAAAGACGCUUCAAUGCUGUGGGCAUCUAUAACCUGUGUCUCCGCUUCUUUCUCAUGUUGUUUUCUUGA
Mandrillus leucophaeus (drill) is the source of this 3472-nucleotide messenger RNA. Its product is annotated as neurexin-3. The record is from RefSeq and is a predicted model, not a curated record. Bases 50 to 3472 code for a protein of 1140 amino acids. NCBI's taxonomy places the organism in Eukaryota, Metazoa, Chordata, Mammalia, Primates, Cercopithecidae. The transcript is spliced from 18 exons.